Messenger RNA from Ipomoea nil (Japanese morning glory), 396 nucleotides. RefSeq lists its product as uncharacterized. The transcript has a single exon. Bases 1 to 396 code for a protein of 131 amino acids. Lineage: Eukaryota; Viridiplantae; Streptophyta; Magnoliopsida; Solanales; Convolvulaceae. The record is from RefSeq and is a predicted model, not a curated record.
AUGCAAGCUGCACACAGAGUCUUGAGAUAUAUCAAAGGUGCUCCUGCUCAAGGAUUAUACUUUCCAGCAGCCAACCAACUCAAUAUGAAGGGAUUCUCUGAUUCCGAUUGGGCAGCAUUCCCUAAUACAAGACGUUCUGUUUCUGGUUUCUGUAUGUUUUUAGGAUCAGCUCUAAUUUCCUGGAAAUCCAAGAAACAACAAACUGUUUCUCGAUCCUCCUUAGAAGCAGAAUAUAGAGCCAUUGCUGCAGCAUCCUGUGAAAUACAAUGGCUAAGUUAUUUGCUUGAAUCUUUGGAGGUAAGGCUUGAAACACCUGUUGCGCUAUUCACUGACAACAAGUCUGCUAUGGCCAUCGCUGAGAACCCAGUUUUUCACGAGAGAACAAAGCAUAUCUAA